Molecule: messenger RNA, 4332 nt
Organism: Ooceraea biroi (clonal raider ant)
Lineage: Eukaryota; Metazoa; Arthropoda; Insecta; Hymenoptera; Formicidae
Gene: S1P
Product: membrane-bound transcription factor site-1 protease
Biological process (GO): proteolysis
Cellular component (GO): Golgi apparatus
Molecular function (GO): serine-type endopeptidase activity
Source: RefSeq, a predicted model, not a curated record
AUAUAUACACACACACACACACACACAAAAUAAAUUAUACAUGUGUCAUAUAUUUAAUAGUAUUUAAUAGAACAUAGCUGGCUACAAUACAAGAUAAAAGCCACGUGUUUUUAUUACGCGCUGCUUUAGAUAACUUGAUAAUAACUUUUCGGGUGUGCGAAAUUAUACGAGUGAGGAAGCACUGUCGGAAAAUGUGCUCAAUAAUGUACUCCGAUCUUUUAUAUCACAACAUACGACAAUCAUGAUAGAUACAUUCCUGAUUGUGUAUACUACUUUUUUAGUCAUCAUUUUCAAACAUAAAUUAUCCUAACAAUUGACAUUGUUUGUCGACUUGCGAUAUCAGUUACAUCAACGGAGCAACAUAAAGUGACUUGCAAAUUUUAAGCCGCUUGAAGCAUCAUCGAUCGUGCCAAAGUUUUAAUUUCGAGACGCAAGCUCAGCACGAAAAUGACUCAUUGAUGCUUUACGUCGCAUAAAUGUUAAAAGUGAUGGAAUGACAUACUCCAAGCAAAGAACAGACAGGUUUUCCCCAUGUCAUCGACGUCGUAGAACUGAUAAACAUUUUUACCAUUUCUUACCGUAUUAUUCGCUAUAAUUCUGACAAAAUAUGACGUAAUAGCAUUCUCAGCCGAUGUCAAUAGUAUGAAGCUACAUACAUGCUCGCUACAAAUCUCUUUGUUAUUGCUUGUUUCCUACGCUGGAUCAAGCCAGAAUCAUUUAAACAGCAAAAACUACAAUGAGAGCAACUGUACCACAAAUUCUCCACUAUGUGACAUACCUGCAUCUUCAAAUAAUUCUUCUUGUCACGAUACACAGGAAGUUAAAAUUACAUUCUCUUCUAGUAUAGUUGAAGAUGAAUAUAUAGUCAAAUUUAGAAAUUACUAUAAAACAGAUGUACGAAAGAACUAUAUAGAAACUGCGUUAAAGUCAUCCGAUAUUAAAGAUUGGAGGAUUAUACCCCGUAAUAACGUGGCAUCCAAGUAUCCUAGUGACUUUGAUGUAAUACGAUUAAAAGCAGCCAAUAAAUAUCAAGGACUGAAAGCUCUGAAUGAUCAUCCAUCUAUAAAGAGCGUAACACCGCAGAGGCUUAUACAAAGGACUUUAAAAUUUAUUAAUGCCACAGGCGAAUCAAAUACCUUAGAAAAUAGAAACUUGAAAAGGAAGAUCAAUAAUCAAAAUACUCAGUUUGAGCAAUCAACAAACCGGCAUGCAUCUCGAAGAUUACUGAGAGUUAUACCAAAACAAAUUACAUACAUGCUCGAAGCUGAUGUCUUAUGGAGAAUGGGCAUUACCGGCAAGGAUGUAAAAGUAGCGAUAUUUGACACUGGACUUGCUGCUACUCAUCCACACUUUAAGAACAUUAAGGAGAGAAUAAAUUGGACAAACGAAAAUACUAAGGAAGAUGGCCUGGGACAUGGAACAUUUGUAGCAGGCGUCAUCGCGUCAUCUUUCAGUGAUUGUUUAGGUCUUGCUCCUGAUGUAGAACUUUAUAUUUUUCGUGUUUUUACGAACUCUCAGGUAUCUUACACCUCGUGGUUCUUGGAUGCAUUUAAUCAUGCUAUACUCCGUGAGGUAACGGUGCUAAAUCUAAGCAUCGGUGGUCCAGACUUUAUGGAUCAACCAUUCGUGGAUAAAGUAUGGGAAGUUACAGCUAAUGGUAUUAUUAUGGUAUCAGCGAUUGGCAACGACGGGCCAUUGUAUGGCACUUUAAAUAAUCCUGCCGAUCAAAUGGACGUGAUUGGUGUGGGAGGCAUUAGUUGGGACGAUUCAAUAGCGAGAUUCUCCUCGCGCGGUAUGACAACUUGGGAGUUGCCAUCCGGAUACGGUAGGGUCAAACCUGACCUGGUCAUAUAUGGAACAACGGUAAUGGGAUCUUCCUUAAAAAAUAAAUGCAGAUCCCUUUCCGGCACUUCCGUUGCUAGUCCCGUUGUUGCCGGUGCGGUUGCACUCUUGGCUAGUGCAUUUGUACAAACAAAUGAAUCUAGUGCUAUGAAGGACAAGGUAACACCAGCUAGCAUGAAACAGGCAUUGCUAAGUUCGGCCCGUCGUUUGCCCGGCAUUGGAAUGUUUGAACAAGGCGCGGGAAAAUUAGAUCUUAUCCGAGCAUUUCACUUUUUACAGUCGUAUACUCCUAUCGUUACGCUUAGUCCAAGCUAUAUAGAUUUGACGGAGUGUCAAUACAUGUGGCCGUACUGUACUCAAGCUGUAUACCAUACCGGUAUGCCCACCAUAGUCAAUGUAACUAUAAUAAACGGUUUGGGUGUAGCUGGAAACGUAGUAAACGUUACCUGGCAUCCAUACAUCACCAAUGGCAACGAUGAGCAACGUAUCGAUGUGGCGAUAACGUACAGCGACGUUCUAUGGCCCUGGUCAGGCUGGUUAGCAGUUGCUAUAACAGUUCCGGCAAAUUCCCGCGACUGGCAGGGCAUCGCGCAAGGUCACAUCACGCUAACAGUUGAGAGUGACGGCGCCGGUAAACCCCGGCAAUCAGUGGUAAAGCUUCCGUUACAGGCAAAAGUCAUACCUACACCUCCUAGACAUAAACGCAUUCUGUGGGAUCAGUAUCAUAAUUUGCGAUAUCCACCCGGAUACUUCCCUCGAGAUGAUUUGCGCGUAAACGACGAUCCACUUGAUUGGAAUGGAGAUCAUAUACACACUAAUUUUAAAGACAUGUAUCAACAUUUACGUAAUGCUGGAUAUUACCUCGAGGUGCUCGGCCAUCCAUUUACCUGUUUCAACGCAAAGAAUUACGGAACCCUGCUUGUCGUGGAUGCAGAAGAGGAAUUUUUCCCCGAAGAGAUAGCCAAGUUGAAGCGAGAUGUUGAAAACGAUGGACUAUCGGUGAUUGUCUUCGCAGACUGGUAUAAUGUCGCAGUUAUGCGAAAGAUCAAAUUUUACGAUGAAAAUACACGUCGGUGGUGGAUACCCGAGACGGGAGGCGCUAAUAUUCCAGCUAUAAACGAUCUACUUUAUUCUAAUUGGGGUGUGGCAUUCGGCGAUCAAGUACGAGACGGUCAGUUCACUCUUGGCCAGCAUGCGCCAGUCACAUUCGCGUCUGGCACUACAUUAAUUAGAUUUCCAAAGGAUGGAUUCAUUUUAUAUGCGGAAUUGCACGACCAAGGUCAAGAGCUUCUAGAAAAGGAGAAAGGAACAGCCACACUUGUACCGAUUCUUGGACUUUUGCCGGUGACUAAUAAGAAAGAUGUCGGAGAAUCCUAUAAAGGUGAAAUUAAUAACGAAAUCCCGCAAACGGAAAAGAAUAAUGUUAAAGAGCAAGCGGGAACUACACCUGGUAGACUGGUGGUUUAUGGAGACUCAAAUUGUAUCGAUGACAGUCAUUUGCAGAAACCUUGUUUCUGGAUGCUUGAUGCUAUCUUGGAGUACACGACAACUGGUUAUAUACCCACUGUUUUUACGGACGAAAGUAAAAAGACUCAAAGAACGAUUAAAACAACCAGUGACAUGAAGAUUGGAGAACUACCACGUCGAAUGGACGGCAAUUAUUUUAGUACUCAUAGUAAAGUGUCGAUGACUGAUGGCCCAGCACUCAGUUUUAGACCGCUCCCGCUUUGUCCCACUGCUGUCUACGCUGUACCAAUGACAGUCAACGAGUCUGUGCCAAUAGACCUUUAUAAACCGCAAAAGCUAUCCUCCAUAAAGGAUAUUAUGAGCGCGGUAAAUCCAGUAUUGCAGGAUACAGACACUUUGUGGCUCAAGAGACGAGUCGGUGGUGCUAGUAUCCCUACGUUGCAGGAUCAUCACAUUGACAUUACGGCUUACGAUAUGAAAGAAAAUCAGAGCGACAACCAAAUGAUCCAGUAUCGAUGGAGUUACAUAAUAGUAACAAUGAUCAUAGUGGUAGUUAUUGUGUAUCUGUUGAAUCAGUGGAAAUGUUUGGUGUCGAAGAGGCAUUCUCGCAGGAAACGUACUAUCGGCAGGAUACGUAGAGCUAUUCAAGCUAUCGCUAUACGUAGGAUACCCACAUAGAUGUAUUUCCGUCAUUUUUAUAAGAAUCGUCACUGUAUUGUACAUAAAAAGCACUUAAUUAUCUAAUUAACUAAUUAUCUAAAUAUCAAGUAAUGUGUGCAUAUUAGAUUACGUCAUGUGCCUUGAAAAACGUAUAUAAUGUCCAAUAUGAGUAUUCGUAGAUAAUAUAUAGUAUUUUCAUAAUUAUCGCAUACUAUUUAUUAAUUUUAUUUUUCUCAUUCUAAUGACGUCACAAAAAUAACUAAAAUUAAACAGUGUAUACCUUCUUUGCCUCCAUAUAUUAAUAUUUCUAAAGAAGCUGUGCGACGUACGAUCACCAAUUGGUAAAAAUAAAAUCUUUUAAAU